GGCGGAUCCAAAAUAGGAAGUAGGGCGUCCAAGGCAAGCUGAAAUGUCGAUGUCUGGUGAGCGAGACGAGCGAAGGCGGGGGUGGCGGCAGAACAUGGAUAUGAACUGGCACGGGUGAGGAGAUUGGAAACCGAGGCGCGAUCAUCUUCUAAAGAUGAGAAAUGGGAGUGGUGAGAAGCCGCGCUGCCCAGCGGACUCAACACGCUGUGCAUCGCGUCGAUGGUCGACGGUCCACGACAAGUCGUGAUCAGUAUUGUGAUGUCAUCAGGCUAACACACCACAACUCGACGCGCUUCCAACCAUCUCGCUCUCUGGUCAAACAUGGCAGACGCGUCAUCCUUGUCCAUUGGAACGCACCCCGAGAUAUCAUUAGGGAGCUUCGACGACGAUCCACCUCAAAGAACUCCCGCAAAAGUACGAGUGCUAUCUGCUUCUUCUGGUACCUCUGUGCCCUCUUCUGCUCCCCUCGACACGCCAUCACCGCCUGGAUUUUCGCGCCGUGCCACUGUAACAGUCGCGGAUAGGCCGGGCUACUUUGGUAAUGCCGAUGAAGAUGAAGGCGCUGAUUAUGGCGUCGGAACUCCCGUUGCAACGCGACCGAAGCGUUCGGCUAGGCCAUCCGCCGCCGCGUCCAAGGGGGCGCUCACUUUACGAGAUCAGGAAAAGCACAUAGACAAUUUGAAGAAGGAGAACUUCAAUAUCAAAUUGCGCGUACAUUUCCUUGAAGAGCGCCUUGCGCAGCUAGCACCAGAUCAAAUUGAUGCUGCACUGAAACAGAAUAUCAGUUUGAAGAUCGAAGUUCAGCAGCGUGGCAUGGAGCUGAAAAAACUCAAGAAACUGGUUCUUGAACUGGAACGUGAGCUGCAACGGGCCGGUCCUAAAACUAGGAAUCAUCACCGAGAACGGGAGCUAGAGGACAAGCUAGAGGAACGGGAACGGGAACUACGAGAACUUCGUCGUCGUGCAGCAAAUGAUGCCUCCGAUCCUCUUCUAGCAGAGCGCAAUGCAGAACUGGAGGAACAAUUGGACAACAUGCGUGGUCUGCUCGAAGAUAAUAUGGACGAGCUGGAGCGAUUACGCGAUAUUGUCGAGCGUCAGAACAAUCAAUCUGAAGAAGAUCAUGUCGCAGCGCUUGAGGCAACCGUCGCCGAACUCCGUGAUCAACUUUCCGACCGCCACAAUGAGAACGAAGAUCUUGCAGAUUCUCUCGAACAAUUACGUCUGGAGAAUGCCGAAAUCCAGCAACAGCUUCAACGGACGGAAGCACACGAGCGCUCUGCAAGUCGAGCGAUGAUACUGGAGGAGCGCGAAGAGCGCGAGGCAGUGGAGGACGAGCUAAACAGUGCUCGCGACAAAAUUGCUGCCGUCUUGAUUGAGCUACAACAGAAGGAGGACGAACUGGAAUUGAAGACCACAGAGAUCGAUGAACUUGUGGCCGAGCAUGAUCGAGUCGUGGCUGUUGUUGAAGAUGAAUGGAGAGGUGAAGUCGAGGAGGCUAGGAAUCAAGUUGAAGAGUUGCGCGAUGUGCUCGCAGAGAGAGACGCGGAAGCAAAAGAUCUCCGACUCAAUAUUGCUGAAUUGGAAGCGAACACAAACGAUUUGCACACAAAGUUCGAAGCAGCUCUGGCGCACCUCGAGCAAGAGGCUGACGACCGGGACACCGAGAUCGAGAAACUUAGUUUGCAAGUCGAGAACAAGGACGCGGAGAUUGAGAGAUAUGCCGAUCAAUUGGACAGCAAGGAUGCUGAAAUCGACAGGCUGGGAGAGCAGAUUUUUGUUCUGGAGGAUGAGACCGACCGGUUGAAAGAAGCCGUCGAUGAUGAUGGCGCCGAGCGCGAGGGACUCGAGGGGCUGGUUGCUGCAUUAAAGGAGAAAAUGACUGGACUCAAGACAGAGCUGGCGGACAUGACAGCGGCAUUUGAGGAAUCCAACGAAGUCAUUCUAGGGCACCGAGCUCGUCAGGAAGAGCUUGCCACACACGUGGAAGACCUAGUCUCGCAGCUUCAGGUGUGCAAAUCCACGCUCGACUCCACGAAUAGGGAGCACGCCAACGACUUGCGUGAACUCAAGCGCGAGCUCGAUGCCAAGGAAUCCGCCCUACAGAGCGCACUAGACGAUCUGGGCCGGACACAGGGACUACUCAGUGCUCACGAGGCAGAUCUUGCUGCAGUACAGACUGCAAUGCAGUCUCUCGAAGUUGAUUCACGACGGGCCGGUGAAACUGCUUCAACGGCCCGGUUCUCCUUAGAACUGGAGCUCGAUCGGGUUCGCCGAGACUUGGAAAGAGUUGAAGCUGAGCUGCUGCGAUCACGAGCUGACCUCGCGAAUAAAGACGCUCGUGGUCGAGCUGGAGAAGAGACUGUGGACUCCCUGCAUGCAGAAUUACUCUCGCUCAAAGCCGAACUGAGUGCACAAACACAGGCGCGUUUGAAUGUCAGCGAGCGCUUGGACGCUGUUCAGUUGCUGCUGAGGACAUCCGAAGCUGACUCGAUAGGCCAUAAAAAGCGUGUGGCCGAACUUGAGGGUCGUCUCAGCAAGGAGCAGCGAGCGCUACUAUCGACAGAGGGCCAGUACCGGGAUCAACUCACAGAACGCAAUACUCUGCUGCUGACAAUCUAUCAAUAUCUUGACCGCAUCCUUGGUGUCGAAAAAACACCUAAGAAAGGCAGUCAAGCAGAAACUAAACCUUUCACCAACUUUGGUGUUUUCCAUGACAAUCUCAUCUCUCGUUUGAAGACACUCAGCGGAAUCCAAAGCCAGUUUGACAAGCGAGUGAAAGAUGCCGAAGGGCGCUUUGGCGAGAAACUAAAGGAGAUGAACAAGCAGCUCGACAUGCGAUGGAAACAGAUCGACAAGUUUGAGGCUGGGGUCAAGGGUUAUGCUGAGGCUAAAGCUGGCUGGCGGAAGAAGAUGAGCGUGAAGGAAGGCGAAGUCGAUGCCUUGCGAGCCACCAACGUCGAUCUUUCUAAUCAGCUCUCUCGGAAACAGAGCUCCUCUGAUCCGAUGGAAGUACGCUCAUUGUCGACACGAGCUGCAAAUGCAGAGCGGCGACUGAACAACGCCCAGAACCAGCUGUUGGCGACCGAGGAGAAAGUUGCACUGAUGACGCAACGCAGUGCUACUGCGGACUCAAAGUGGGAAGCUCGGGUGAAGGAAUACGAACUUCGCCUGAAAGCGGCUGAAGAACGGGUCAAACGGGAACGACAAGGCGGAAAGGAGCGAGUUGCGGAACUGGAAAGCAACAUCAAAAUCCUACAACGUCAACUCGACUUGGCUCUCAAACGAAGCCACCAAUUGAAUGAAGUCGUGGACGCUGCCCAACUGCCAGCUAGUGGGUCUGCCAACUCUCUGUCCUCUCGAUGAUUUUCGCUUUUGCCCUGCUUCGCUCUCAAUCACAUGCUCAUUUUAUUGUAUCAAUAAUAUUUGUAUCACUUACUUCACGUCAAGUCUAAAUCCUCAAUCAAAACAGAGUGCGUAGUCGAUCGGUAGAACUCCCAUCAAAUCUAU
Messenger RNA from Mycena citricolor, 3507 nucleotides. Lineage: Eukaryota; Fungi; Basidiomycota; Agaricomycetes; Agaricales; Mycenaceae. The record is from the annotation of a GenBank genome assembly.